CCCGGCGUCUGCCCACCAGAAACCUUCGGCCUUUGAAUGGAUAGCUUCUCGUUCAACGUCGCUGCUUUCGCAAUCUCUCGAAUUGUCGCAUUCCAAUUCCUCAUCUCCAGGAGCUUGAUUGCACUCGCUGCGCCAUUUCCUGCAUUCGAGGUUUGCGAAGGUUUGCAAUUCGUUUCCGUGCUAGACUUUGGGAUUAGGUUUUUGGACGGGAAGAGAGAAGGGAGAAGGGCCGAUUGCCGCCGUGGAGAUCAUGGCGGCGGGGUGUUUAGUGCCAGCCGCAGCCGGUAGGAAAGCUGAGUUAUGGCAUUCUGCAUCGUCGUCCUUGUCCCCAACGUCCAUACGCAACAGCUGCUUUGUUUCCAUGUCGAGGAAGGAUACCGACAUGGUGGUGCUAAGGGCAAGUAGGAAGAUAUCCACUCCUCAACAUCUCCAUAACGAGCUGACGCGGCCCUUUGUGGGUAGCAGCAUGCAGAGCUCCUUAGCUGGGGAAGGAAUGUUUUCAACCUGGAGAUCAUUGGAGAGAACACAGGGCCGUGGGCGCCGGGGCGUUGUUACCAUGGUUAUUCCAUUUCAACGGGGAGAUGCUCGGCAGCAGCCACCUCCAGAUUUGCCUUCAUAUUUGUUUAAGAACCGUAUUGUCUUCUUAGCAAUGUCGCUCGUCCCAGCCGUCACCGAGCUCGUAAUGGCUGAGUUGCUGUACUUGCAAUACGAUGACCCAGAGAAAUCCAUAUACAUGUAUAUCAACUCCACGGGUACCACCAAGGAUGGUGAGAAGCUGGGAUAUGAAACCGAAGCGUUUGCCAUAUACGACACUAUGCGCUAUGUGAAACCUCCCAUCUUCACGUUGUGUGUUGGUAAUGCUUGGGGUGAAGCGGCUCUUUUGCUGGCGGCAGGCUCCAAAGGAAAUCGUGCUUGUUUGCCUUCUGCAACAAUCAUGCUCAAGCAGCCAAUUGCCCAAUUCCGGGGUCAAGCGACUGAUAUUGAUAUUGCUCGGAAGGAAGUUCGUAACGUGAAGGAAGAGCUGGUUAAGUUGCUCUCAAGACACACAGGACAGUCUCCUGAGAAGAUUACUGAUGAUAUUAGGCGGCCAAAAUACUUCAAACCGGACGAGGCUGUGGAUUAUGGCAUCAUUGACAAGGUUCUGUAUGCUGAAGGAGACGAGAAGAGGAGUAUAGCUUCGGACCUCAAGAAAGCUCAAUUGAUCUGAUCAACCAUAUGACAGGUAUCUAUCCAUUUGCAAUUUAGACUUUUAGGUAGUUGGCACAUUGAAGCUAGGACUAGUCUGGCCUCUUUCUGUAGAUCUGUAGGAAUUGUAUCUUUAAUGAGCUCCAACAGGAACAUAAUCGAGGCAUGCAAUGUGAAGAAUGCUGAUGUUAAUGAGCACUUUGAGCUGUACAUCGAAUCUUAAUGUAAAAGAUACCUUAGCAUUUCAGACUUUGUCGGUAAA
Molecule: messenger RNA, 1447 nt
Organism: Physcomitrium patens
Lineage: Eukaryota; Viridiplantae; Streptophyta; Bryopsida; Funariales; Funariaceae
Product: ATP-dependent Clp protease proteolytic subunit-related protein 4, chloroplastic
Biological process (GO): protein quality control for misfolded or incompletely synthesized proteins
Cellular component (GO): endopeptidase Clp complex
Molecular function (GO): ATPase binding; serine-type endopeptidase activity; ATP-dependent peptidase activity
Source: RefSeq, a predicted model, not a curated record